Molecule: messenger RNA, 1529 nt
Organism: Anopheles funestus (African malaria mosquito)
Lineage: Eukaryota; Metazoa; Arthropoda; Insecta; Diptera; Culicidae
Gene: Neos
Product: nuclear receptor coactivator 5
Exons: 2
Coding region: 119-1417 (432 amino acids)
Molecular function (GO): RNA binding
Source: RefSeq, a predicted model, not a curated record
CAUUGCAAUGUUUAUCUCCAUUUUCCACUUGCAUUUGUUUAUUGCUCAAAAAGUGCGAUCUACAGUUCUCCGUGUAUCAUUAGCGCAUUGUUUGAUAUUGUUUUGCAUCUAGCAAAUAAUGUCCAAUAUUCCACCGGUUAACUCGAGAGUUUAUGUUGGUGGUUUGGGAGAACAGGUCAAGUUGGAAGAAUUUGAAGAACUCUUCAAAGACUGCAAGCCGUACCAAGAUUUGACGCUCUUGCGCGGAUUCGGUUUCAUACAAUUUCACACUGAACAAGCGGCACAAGCUGCCAUUAAGGCAAUGAAUGGAAAAAUGUUCAAUGGACGGAAGCUGAUGGUGAAGGUAGCCAACGAUAAUCGUGCAAAGAAGGGACUGCUUCCUCGGGGAGCUGCAGCUCCUAACGUGAAAACAAAUCCACCAGGAGCUCCUGUCCGGGACCGUUCGCCUGUUGAAAUGAUACAUGCGCUCAAACGUGGAUACCUUCCACUCCAGUAUAGUGUAGCUGAUUUGAGUAGCGUAUACCCUGAAACACCGAUUGGCCAAGCUCCGCUUCGUGGAAUCGAGAGCAAUGAUUGUGAAAUCAUAGUCGUAAACAAAGAGCUAACGCCGUAUGCGGAGCUUAUCGAGGCUCGUUUAAAACGUGCCGGAUUGAGCGUCGAUCUACUGUUUCCCAACAAUGAUGUUCCGAUUGGGAAAGUGCUAGCAAACAGGGCAUCUCAAGGUACAUACUAUUGUAUAGUCAUCACGCCCGAAAACCAAGAGCGCAACAGCAUCACCGUUAAUGUUUUGCACGGUAUACCUGCGGAACAUCGUAACAUGCCUACAGAUGAUGCCAUUAAUUUCGUUAUAAAGAAUUUUAACGAAAAAAUAAGACACGAUCUGAACCCUCACAGCCUAUCUGCUUACCACCAUGCGGCACCGGUAGCGCCUCCAUCAUCACAACCAGUACAGUUGCACGCAGAACCGCCACAAACGCAGGACAAGCACCCGGAGGCGAUACAAAACAUGAUCAACCUGCUAGCCGCAAAUCGUCCACUGACCGUGUUGCAGUACGAAAGACUGAUCAAGUAUCUAACCGAACGAAAAGAAUUGCAGAUAAGGUUGGAACUCGGAGAGGAUGCGGAUACCUCGACCGCAACUUCAUUAAUACCGCCAAUUAUAUCGCCUGCUGCUCCGGUAAAAUCCAAGCAGGAAACGGAGAGAGAGCUUCAAAAGAAAAUUUUGGACAUCAUGAACAAGCCAUCCAUUAUAGGAGUUGCGAAGUCAGCAGCUUCAAACGACAACAUUAAUAAUGAAAGCAGGUUGAAUACAAAUUACUUACCAACUUCGCGACUUCUUCACGACCCAAAGGUACAACGCGCACUAGACUCGCUGCUACAGAGUCAGCUGCUUUCGAAUGUAGGAUACAAAAUGUAAGCAGAAUUGAUAUUUCACUACAUCUUAAUGCAUUCUUACUCCAAAUAACUGUUUUAUCAAAGAAGUAUCUGAAAACGUUAAUCAAUAAAGCGUUUUGCUUCUUUCCGUCGAA